This is a messenger RNA of Doryrhamphus excisus (bluestripe pipefish), 1490 nucleotides long. Its product is annotated as carboxypeptidase O-like. Gene Ontology annotation, molecular function: zinc ion binding; metallocarboxypeptidase activity. NCBI's taxonomy places the organism in Eukaryota, Metazoa, Chordata, Actinopteri, Syngnathiformes, Syngnathidae. The record is from RefSeq and is a predicted model, not a curated record. Gene Ontology annotation, biological process: proteolysis.
UAAAGGCCACAACAAGACUACCAUUCCAUCUGUUCGUAUCAUUCAUUUGUGGCAAAUAUCGAUACAUUUUAUACUUUAGAUGCGUUUAAGUGUUUGAGUUUAAGCCCCAUGAAAAGCGUAGUUUUAUGGUUAUUGAUUCCAAUUAUCAAUUUCUUAUCAAGUAACCUUCAGAUGACAUGACUGGUUAUUAAAUUCAGUGCACACAUUAACAGCAUUGCAAUGAUAACAUCUGCAGUAGAGGCAAAGGUGCUUCUUUAUCUGAUGUAUGCUAUCUUGUAGUAUAAAAGGAACUGCAAGUCUUACAACCGAGAACUUUCCUCAGUAUGACAACAGUCGGUGUUGUGGGAUUUGCUCUUUUGGUGCUGCUUUCAGCGGCCGGGGCAGUAAAACUACAAAAAAGAGAGUACAAUUACUACAAGUAUCAUCCCAUGUCAGAGAUCUCCGAGUGGAUGGUCCAGAUGGAAAAGGAUCACCCUGACAUUGUAACGAGAAUAGAGUACGGACGGACCUACGAGUUCAGGACUAUUACCUUGCUCAAGAUUGGUGUGAAUACCGGAGAGAAGAAGAAAGCUAUCUGGAUGGACUGUGGUAUCCACGCCAGGGAAUGGAUCGCUCCGGCCUUCUGUCAGUACUUUGUCAGACAGAUCCUGCAAACAUACAAGACUGACCCAAAAAUAGACCAGAUGAUGAAGAACAUGGACUUUUACAUAACCCCGGUGCUCAACAUGGACGGAUACAUCUAUUCAUGGAGGGACAUCACAACCCGUCUGUGGAGGAAGAACAGGUCUCCGGGGCCUGCAGGCUGCAACUGUUCUGGGACUGACCUCAACCGGAACUUCAACGCCAACUGGGGCACCGUGGGGGUGUCGUUUGACUGCUGCUCCCAAACCUUCUGCGGCAGAACUCCCGAGUCCGAGCCUGAGACUCAGGCCGUUACCUACUUUGUAGGAAGCAGGAAGGAGGACUUCCUGUGUUUCCUCACCAUCCACUCCUAUGGCCAGCUGCUCCUGGUUCCCUUUGGGCAUCCUAACUUCACUGCCCAAAACUAUGAGGAGCUGAUGGAUGUCGGUUUGGGUGCAGCGGAAGCCAUAAAGAAGGUCCAUGGAAAGACCUACAAAGUAGGAACCUCACCUGAUAUAUUAUAUGCCAACUCCGGGUCCUCCAGAGAUUGGGCUCGACAACAGGAAAUACCCCUCACCUACACAUUUGAGCUGAGAGAUACGGGAAAAUAUGGCUUUGAGCUUCCUGAGGAUCAGAUCCAGCCCACCUGUGAGGAAGCCUACAGCGGCGCCCUGCACAUCAUCACCUACGCCCACGACAAAGUCUUUAACCGGGCCGUGCCAUCCAGUAGGGCGACACUCUGGACCGUGCUAGUCGUGGUAGGCGUCGCCAGUAUCGUGUGACACCGAAGAAUGCACAAAUCCAUCGGAAGUAUUUACAUUUCGUUUCAGUUGGGCAAGGGUAUGUGAAUGUACGACUGAUAUAUUCCA